AUGAAGGCGAAAGGAGAGUUGAGGGAAUACGAGGUGAUCGGCCGCAAGCUCCCUUCGGAGAGCGAGCCAAAGCCACCUCUAUACAAAAUGAGGAUCUUCUCUCCCGACCCAAUCGUCGCUAAGUCUCGUUUCUGGUAUUUCUUGCGUCAGUUGAAGAAGUUUAAGAAGACCACUGGCGAAAUUGUCUCCAUUAAGGAAAUCCCAGAGAAGAGCCCUGUUAAAAUCAAGAACUUUGGUAUCUGGUUGCGUUAUGAGUCACGUUCUGGUGUACACAAUAUGUACCGUGAAUACCGUGAUUUGAGUGUUGGAGGAGCAGUCACUCAGUGCUAUCGUGAUAUGGGAGCCAGGCACAGAGCCCGCGCCCAUUCCAUCCAGAUCAUCAAAGUGGAAGUAAUCAAGGCGGCCGCAUGCCGCAGGCCCCAGGUGAAGCAGUUCCACAAUAGCAGCAUCAGAUUCCCGCUGCCCAAGCGUGUGCACCACCACAAGCGUCUCAACACCUUUGCAUACAAGAGGCCCAGCACAUACUUCCUAUAA
Arctia plantaginis is the source of this 534-nucleotide messenger RNA. Lineage: Eukaryota; Metazoa; Arthropoda; Insecta; Lepidoptera; Erebidae. The record is from the annotation of a GenBank genome assembly.